Messenger RNA from Mycosarcoma maydis (corn smut), 807 nucleotides. RefSeq lists its product as uncharacterized. The transcript has a single exon. The coding region runs from base 1 to 807 and encodes 268 amino acids. NCBI's taxonomy places the organism in Eukaryota, Fungi, Basidiomycota, Ustilaginomycetes, Ustilaginales. The record is from RefSeq and is a predicted model, not a curated record.
AUGGCGAUCAACAUGGACGAUCUGAUCGGAUCCAUGCAGCACGGUUUUCACGCCGGAGAUCGAGGCAACGAUCUCAAUGAGAUUCGAGAAUCGCUCAAGAUGUCUCUCGGUCAACAGCAGUCCAACACCCCAGCUGUUGGACCUUCAAUUCCGCAAUAUGCCUUCGCAUCACGACGCAAUCCGUUCCAACCACCACCAGGUGCGAGCUCGCUCGAUGCCGACAUAGCCAUGCUCUCGUCUGCUUCUUCGUCAAGCCAACCGUAUCACCACCAGCCGUCUUUGUAUCCACAAUCAUCGUUCUUUGGCAGCCCUGGCGUCGCAGCUGGACCAGCUUCGUGGGGCAGUCAAUCGAGUACGAGCAGCAGCACCGCACUUGGAGGAGGUUACGGAUUUGCAGCUGCACCUGCCAACACACCUCAACAGACACCUGUCGAGACCUCGGCAUUAGCAAGGCAGUUGCAGGCCGAAUUGGAACGUCAACAAACACAGCAGCAGCAACAGUUCGGAGCAGCGGGGAUAGCGAAUCAGUCGCAUUACGCAAUCCACUCAACAGCAGUACCUGGGAACCAAGCGCCGAUUUCGCCGACGUUGAGCAAUGGGAUCACUGGUGGUGGUGUGCAUUCUUCACCCACAUCAUCUACAGAGGCACACGCAGAAACGAGAGCGCCAGCAUCUGGGCUAGCAGAUCAACCGAGAAGCUACGUCAACGGCUUUGUGACACGUGACGAUUCGGCUACACCCGUCGGUCCAGACAGCAUCAGCCCGAACCAACAACACAACCAGCACCAUGGCUUGGCGUCACCAUAA